AUGAAUAAAUUAUAAGAAUCAAAUGCUGUUGAAAAUAACAAAAAAUAUAAAAUAAAAACAGAUCGUAGUUAAUUAAUGGCAUCACCAAAGAAUAAAGAAUUUGAUGCAUAAGAAGAUUUUACUAAGAAAUUAACUGAAAAUUAUAAAAACUAAUAAAAAGAAAUAGAUAAAUUGGAAGCAGUUUUAGAGAAUAAAGAAGAUUAAAUACGAAAACUACAAAACUUAGUUAAACUAUAAUAAAAAGAAAUUGAUAGAUUAACUCAUAUUAAUGAAUAUUUAAUGUAAGCUAAUCAAGCAAAGUUAAGCAUCUUAAGAGAUGAAAGAUAAUUAAAUUAAGGAAGUUAAUCAAAUUUAAAAAUUAAGAAUCAUAAAUCAUUAAUGCCUUUAGAGAAAAAGGUAAAUAAAAUACCUGAAGAUAAUUCAUAAUCAAUUAAAUUAUUCAGAAGAUAAACUUUUCGUAAUCCUACAUUAAUGAAAUAUCAUCAAGAAGAAGGAGAUACAUACAAAAGUGAUAGGAACAUAUCUGGAUCAUCUAAUUUUUAUGAUAUUUUAUAAUAAGAAGAUUGUUUUAGAACUAAUGCUAUUUUAAAUAUCCAAUUAUGUAAUAUUAAAAUUUAAAUAUGAUAGCUGAUGAAGAUGCAACAGCUUAAUAUAAUUAAGAUGGAACAGUUUCACUAAUGAAAGUACUGUUAGAUUCUGAAGAAAUCUUUAGUGAAAUAAUUUAAUCAAUAUCAGCAUAAAAAUUAUCAUUUCUUUUUGAUAAGUUAAAGAGAGUAAUGUCAGAUCAUUAACAAUUAUUUAUUUUGGUAUUAAGAUUGAAAAAGAUCGUAACAGGAGCAUUACAAAUGAAUACAUCAGUUUUACUUGAUGAUGCAUUAUAAAAUAUCAUCGAUAAAUGUGUUGAUUGUUUAGAAUGUGAUAGAGCUUCGUGUUUCAUAGUAGAUUAAGCUAAAAAAGAAUUAUGGACUAGAGUUGCUAAAGGAACAUCUACAACUAUUAGAUUAUAAAUAGGUUAGGGAUUAGCAGGUUUUGUGGCAUAGAAUCACACAAUUUUGAAUAUUGAAGAUGCUUAUAGAGAUUAAAGAUUUAAUACAUAAUAAGAUGUAAAAAAUAAUUAUAAAACUAAAACUCUUUUAGUAUCUCCUAUUUUAGAUGGAGAGAAAUGUGUAGGAGUACUGUAAUGUGUAAAUAAAACUAAUGGUUUCUUUACUAAGGAUGAUGAAGCAUUACUCUAAAUUAUGGCUGAAUUUAGUAAGAGUGUUCUUAAAAAUGCAUUGAAUCAUGAUGCUUAAAUGUUGAUUUAAAAUAAACUUAGACAUAUUAUAAAAACAGGUAUCAUUUUAUAAGGAAAACAAGAUAAUAUGUUAGAACUAUUACUUUCAUCUGAAGAACGUCUUAGAUCAUUAAUGAAUGUUGAUCAUGCUAAAGUAAUAUAUUGGAAUAAUUAUUUGUAUCAUAUAAAUAAAGAAGGUAAGAUGACUGAGACUUAGAAUCUAUUAGGAAUAGUAGGUAAAUGUAUUGAUGAAUAAUAAAUGAUGGCUGUAAGUAAUUGUUAUACAAGUCCUAUAUUUAAUCCAACUAUCGACAUUGAAACAAAUAUGCCUAUUAUUUGUAUGCCUUUGAAAACAUAAAAUCAUAAAAUAAUUGGAGCCAUUCAAGUAGUAAAUGUAAAAGGAAUUGGAAAUAUAUCAUCUAAUAGUGAUGCCAAAGUAAAUUCAAUAGAUUUAGACAUGUUAGAACUGUUUUGUUAACAUUGUGCUUAAUCUUUAAUGUAAUGUAAAUUACAUUCUUAAUAAUGA
Paramecium sonneborni is the source of this 1799-nucleotide messenger RNA. The record is from the annotation of a GenBank genome assembly. NCBI's taxonomy places the organism in Eukaryota, Ciliophora, Oligohymenophorea, Peniculida, Parameciidae.